Molecule: messenger RNA, 3743 nt
Organism: Linum tenue
Lineage: Eukaryota; Viridiplantae; Streptophyta; Magnoliopsida; Malpighiales; Linaceae
Source: the annotation of a GenBank genome assembly
CGCCUCUUGCCGUCUUUUCUUGAGAUCAGCUUCAACCUUGGGCCUCGCCGGCGAUUGGAACACCACCGCGUCCCAUUUCAAUCGGCUGCGAAAUUAAACCGGCGGUUGCCUCAUCGGAUGCAGCUUACCGUGAGGAAGCUCCUCGACUGGAUCCGCAAGACAGGAGAGUCCCUUCGCCCUUCCCGCUUCUUUCUCCAUAGAGUUCCAAUUGGGUUCCAGGAAAGCCUCUGUCUUUACAGUAGCGUUAAGCCCAAGUACUUGAUGGCGGGUUACAAUCCACCGAGGUGGUGCUAGCCCUGUCAUGAUCUUGCAACAAGAAACCAACAAGAAAUCAACCAGGAUCUUACUAUUUUGAAUAUGAUUCCCAAGAGCAAUGCGCCUACUAUGUUUGCAAUCAGAAGGACUCAACUUCCGUGUUCCGUUGUCUCUAUCUUCCUCGCCUUCGUAACUGUUUCCCUUUUCUCUAUUUUGUUCCACUUUUACUCAACCCCAUCCCAGUCCCAGCUGUUUCUAGAAUCAAAAACCCAUAUUAACACUGCCCAAACAUCCCUCAACGUCUAUGUAGUAAACCUGCCUAGAUCUCUCAACUAUGGACUCUUGGACAAAUAUUGGGCUUCCUCUGUACCUGAUGCACGCAUUAGCUCUGAUCCGGAUCACCCCAAGGACCAAACAAAGACCGUGUCUUUCCACAAAGGCACCAAAUUUCCUCCAUAUCCGGAGAAUCCAGUAAUCAAACAGUACAGUGCUGAGUACUGGCUCUUGGGGGACUUGAUGACACCAGAAGCUUCAAGGACAAACUCAUUUGUCAAAAGGGUGUUUGACGAGAGCAAGGCUGAUGUCUUCUUUGUGCCCUUCUUUGCCACAUUGAGUGCAGAAAUGGAGCUUGCAAGGGGGAAGGGCACGUUUAAGAAGAAGGAAGGCAAUGAGGAUUACCAAAGGCAGAAGGAGACACUUGAUUUUGUUAUGAACUCAGAGGCAUGGAAGCGAUCUGGGGGUAGAGAUCAUGUUUUCAUUAUUACAGGGUAUUGCAGACCCAGUAGCUAUGUGGCAUGUGAAAGCCGAGAUAGCCCCCGCUGUUCUCCUGGUUGUUGAUUUUGGUGGCUGGUACAGGCUUGACAGGAAAUCAUCAAAUGGCAGCUUGACAGAACGGGUUCAGCAUACUCAAGUUUCUCUUAUCAAAGAUGUGAUAGUUCCUUACACACAUCUACUUCCUCCAUUGCCCUUAUCCGAAAAUACAAAGCGUCACACUCUCCUAUAUUUCAAAGGAGCCAAGCAUCGGCAAAGGGGAGGCAUAAUUCGAGAAAAAUUGUGGGAGUUGCUGGUUAACGAGCCUGGGGUGAUUAUGGAAGAAGGCUUUCCUAAUGCAACCGGCAGGGAGCAAUCAAUCAGAGGGAUGAGAACAUCAGAGUUCUGUCUUCACCCAGCUGGAGACACCCCAACUUCUUGCCGGCUUUUCGAUGCCAUCCAAAGCCUAUGCAUACCGGUCAUAGUCAGUGACAGCAUCGAGCUUCCGUUUGAAGGGAUCGUGGAUUACUCCGGUUUCUCCAUCUUUGUAGCAACCAGCGACGCCUUGACGCCAAACUGGCUCCUGCAGCACCUGCAAAGCAUCUCCGAGAGACAGAAGGCCAGAUUUCGUCAGAAGAUGUCUAUGGUUCAGCCGAUGUUUUGGUUCGACAAUGGCCAUCCUGGUGGCAUCGGACCUGUUCACCCGGAUGGUGCGGUGAACCACAUAUGGAGGAAGGUGCACCAAAAGUUGCCCAUGAUUAAGGAAGCCAGUGUUAGGGAGAAGAGGAGACCGCCCGGUGUCUCUGUUCCUUUGCGUUGUCAAUGUACUUAGAUUGAAUUGCCUUGCCUUCACAAGCUAGGCAGAACCAUCAGAUAGAACCAUAUCCCUUUCAACAAGCACUGCAAAAAGCUGUAUUAUUAAAACGAGCAAAGCGUCCAGUUGCCGGCAACAAACAGAGCAAACGCAGAAGGCAAAAGACGAACCUCCGCCGCCGCCGCCGCCGCCGCAGCUCACCGACUGCGUUUUCCCUCGCGCAAAAGCCUAUCGCUGCAUUCUGUUGUUUGGCAGCAGCUAACUAUGGCCAAGUUGCGGGCUCUUGUCCUUCUUCUUCUCGCUGUUUUAGCUUCUUCCACAGCCGCCAGGUUGAUUUCCAGGACGAACAAAGAUGGAUCGGAAGCCUGGGGAUACGAAAAUGUCCGACCCAAAGCUCAUAUGUUCUGGUGGCUGUACAAGAGUCCGUACAGAGUUGAAGAUCCAUCAAAGCCAUGGCCAACCAUUCUAUGGCUCCAAGGAGGACCCGGAGCUUCAGGAGUAGCGAUUGGGAAUUUCCAGGAAGUCGGCCCGCUGGACACCAAUCUCAAGCCCAGGAACUCAACCUGGCUCGGCGUCGCCGAUCUGCUCUUCGUGGAUUCGCCGGUGGGGACGGGUUACAGUUUCGUGGAAGAAAAUGAGGCGCUGGUGAAGACCGACGUCGAAGCAGCCUCCGAUUUGACGGUGCUGUUACAGAACUUGUAUAACAGAGACGAGAAGCUACAGCAGAGUCCUCUGUACAUCGUGGCGGAAUCCUACGGCGGCAAAUUCGCCGUCACGUUGGGAUUGUCUGCGCUGAAAGCCAUUGAUUCCGGGAAGCUGAAGGCCAAGCUCGGUGGAAUAGCUCUGGGAGACAGCUGGAUUUCCCCUGAAGAUUUCGUGCUCUCUUGGGGUCCCCUGUUGGGCUCUGUUUCUCGACUCGACACCAAUGGCGUCAAAUUAGUCAACAAAUUGGCGGAGGGGAUAAAGCAGCAGAUUAGCGAGGGGAAGUUCUUGGAAGCAACAGAUUCAUGGGGUCGUCUAGAAGAGGUGGUUUCUGAUUACUCCAACAAUGUGGAUUUCUACAAUUUCAUGCUGGAUUCCGAUAUGGAUCCGGUGUCGAUGGUGACAACAACGACGACUGCAGCCACGACGACGGCGGGGCUUCUGCUGGGGAGGACGAGGAGGAGCUAUGCCAGAUAUCUGAGCUCGCUGGGGGAAGAUGGAGUCGACAUUGAAACCUUAAUGAAUGGUGUCAUCAAGAAGAAGCUUGGGAUCAUCCCUGAAAAGCUUCAAUGGGGAGAGCAGUCGGGGUCUGUUUUCAAUAGCAUGGCUGCUGAUUUUAUGAACCCUAGGAUUAACGAGGUGGAUCAACUUUUGGCCAAAGGUGUCAAUGUGACUAUAUAUAAUGGCCAGCUGGACGUAAUCUGUGCAACAAAAGGGACAGAGGCAUGGGUUCAGAAGCUCAAGUGGAAAGGGCUUUCUAACUUCACAGCAACGAGGAGAACUGCUCUGUACUGCGGCAAAGGUGGAACGAAAGGGCUCUUCAAAUCCUACAAGAACCUUCACUUCUAUUGGAUCCUUGGAGCCGGCCAUUUCAUUCCAGUGGACCAACCCUGUGUUGCGCUGAACAUGGCUCGUGAGAUUAUGCAGUCGCCGGCCUCUCCUGUGCUCGGAGAUGGAGUCCCAAUCCGCACUCUGUAGGGGAAGUGAUGGGAUCUUGCAAAAGGGGAGACAAAUUGUAGAUAAGAAGAUGAGAACUUCCAAGAGGGGGAAGAUGAAGGAGCUGAUAACAGCACUCAGGAUUAAUGCAGAGGGUUUGAUUAUUUUGAAACAUAAUGCAAUGGAGGUGCAUGCCCUUCAAUUCUUGAAUAGAAUAGCCACUCAUCAGAUUGCUUCUAUGGAUGAAUCAUUCGUUAAGGAUUCAAAUUUCGAUACAAAACAUGCU